Messenger RNA from Histoplasma mississippiense, 315 nucleotides. RefSeq lists its product with no specific name. The transcript has 4 exons. NCBI's taxonomy places the organism in Eukaryota, Fungi, Ascomycota, Eurotiomycetes, Onygenales, Ajellomycetaceae. The record is from RefSeq and is a predicted model, not a curated record. Bases 1 to 315 code for a protein of 104 amino acids.
AUGCACGGGCACACCAGUCUUCCUCAUUGCUCAGAGGGUACCAUUUAUGAGGUGAGCAGAUUCAAUGACAGUUUAACAAUUGAGAUCAAUCCCACAAAGAUCAAGUUUAUCAAAAUGCUGAAAACAUCAGAGAUGUCAUCAAUAUUCCAUGUUAACUAUGAUGGCAUGCCUCACAUUCUGAAAGUUUUCCAUAAUAAUGAAGAUGCUGGGGAGUGUGGCUGGAUUGAGAUUGAAACUAGGCAGGUUGAGAGUGUUGAGGUGAAACUUGCAGAUGACCAGAAACAGGGUCUCCCCCUGAAUACAAAAUAUUACUAG